This is a messenger RNA of Nicotiana tabacum (common tobacco), 782 nucleotides long. RefSeq names its product mitochondrial fission 1 protein A-like. Gene Ontology annotation, biological process: mitochondrial fission; autophagy of mitochondrion; peroxisome fission. The record is from RefSeq and is a predicted model, not a curated record. Gene Ontology annotation, cellular component: peroxisomal membrane; mitochondrial outer membrane. Lineage: Eukaryota; Viridiplantae; Streptophyta; Magnoliopsida; Solanales; Solanaceae. Gene Ontology annotation, molecular function: protein binding.
CUUUUAUCUGCAUGAUGCCUAAAAUUAGAACCAAUAAAGUUAAUCUAAUCCCGAAAUAUUUGCGUAAUAAACUAUAAUAUUCAAACAGUUUCAUCCCAAAUAUAAUUCGCCAAUGCGACAGGCAAAACCUAUCAAAUUUGAGUAAUUGGUGGAUUUUGAAUUCUGAAAACAGAGGACAGCAGUUAAGAACAUGGAGGCGAAGAUCAACCAAUUCUUUGAGUGCAUUAUUACAUUCUUCAAUGGUGGUACUGGUGACCAACUUCCUUGGUGCUCUCCUGACGUCAUUCUCGGCUGUGAAAGAGAAGCUGCAGAUGCUGCCAGUGAUGAAGGAAAGAAUGAGAGUAUUAUGAGAUUGUCAUGGGCGCUUGUCCAUUCUAAACAACCUGAAGAUGUGCGACGAGGGAUAGCUAUGCUUGAGGUUACACUUGCCAGCUCAAAUAGUCCACUACAGAAGCGAGAAAAGCUUUAUCUUCUAGCUGUUGGAUAUUACAGAAGUGGGGAAUAUUCAAUGAGCAGAGAGCUAACAGGUCACUGUUUGGAGAUUGCGCCUGAUUGGAGACGGGCGUUGUCGCUUAAGAAGGAUAUUGAAGAUAGAAUUACUAAGGAUGUUGUCAUUGGUAUAGGAAUUACAGCAACUGUUAUAGGACUUAUUGCUGGUGGGAUUGCAGCUUCAUUGAUCCGAAGGAACUGAUCUUGAAUUGCUUUAUCAUGUUUCAUUUAUAUUCACUCACAGUAUAAAUUUUUUGUACAAUAAGACAAUUUAACAAUUAAGUAGAGACAUU